ACAAAACAAGAUUUCACACAAACCCUUCCGCAGUAGGUCUAUAUUUUGAGAUAAUUAAAAGUGAUGUGAGGUACGAAAACUGAAGGUUUAAAUUCAAACCUAGAACGUUUGUGUCAACCCCAACUACGGGAGAACUCACCCACUCCACCGUUAAAGUCCCCAGAAUGGCCAUAGUGAUCUCCGCUAGGUCGAAGGUUGUGACUGCCCUUGUGGUGACCGCCUUUGGUCUCAUCCUCACCCUUGUCAUUGGAAGCGCUCUGGGAUGGUUCGACCCUUCGGAGGACGACCUUUCCAUCCCCAUCAACACCCGGCGACCCCAUCGGGGCCAUGGAUAUGUGGAAAAGGUUUAUCAGGAAGAGGAAGAGAAUUAUGAGCCUCCGGAACUCUUCAACAGAGCUGCCAGCUUUCCGUCGGCGUCAGUUGACGAUGAGGAAUUUGUCACAAGGGGUCAGAAAGGUGAUCGAGGGUUCCAGGGACCGCCUGGUGAAUCUAUUGUUGGACUGCCCGGAAUGCCGGGAGCUGCUGGCGUGCUUGAUGCAGGCCUCAGGGAUGACCAGCUACGUGGACCAAGGGAGCGCGGACCGCCGGGACCCCCUGGUAUAUGUUCUUGCAACAUUUCUCAGAUCAUCGCAUCUUAUAACAACUUCGUGGAGUCUGAUACUAGAUAUCCCGGUUCAAUCUAUUCACCUGCAGACCUCGAUUUCAUCCCCGGUAGGAAGGGAGAGAGAGGGGAAGUUGGACCAAGAGGUCCUCAAGGUCUCCCGGGACCUAAAGGACUGCGUGGGGAAAAGGGGGACAAGGGGGUUGAUGGUAGUAGAGGAGAAAAGGGGGACAGAGGCUUUGCCGGGAUGCAAGGAGUUAAAGGGGAGCCUGGAAUUCCCGGCCUGGAUGGUUUACCCGGAUUACCGGGAUUAAACGGGAGACCUGGAAGUAAAGGGGAGAAAGGCGACACUGGGGUCCCCGGUCCUCCCGGUCCUCCAGGAACUGUGGCACAAAUGAUGACAUUAGACGAAGAUGGAACUAUUCUUACAGUUUCUCGGGGAGAUCCUGGUCCUAAGGGAGAAAGGGGGGAGAAAGGACCUUCAGGGGAGAGGGGUGAACCAGGAGAAAGGGGAAUGGCCGGGAUACCCGGACCAAGGGGGCCUCAGGGCCCAGAAGGUCCAAAAGGGGAAGCAGGACCGGAAGGACUCCAAGGUCCUGUGGGAUCUCCAGGGCCCAAGGGGGACCCAGGACCUCCUGGACCUAGUCUGGUGUCCGAUCAAGGGUUUGACCUCCUGGCCAUCAAGGGGGACAAGGGCGAGACGGGGAAGAGAGGCAGAAGAGGUAGACCUGGACCUAUGGGACCUCCAGGACUACCUGCUCCUACACAAGUUGUGAUGAAAGGUGAGAAGGGGGAGAGAGGGAUGGACGGUAACCCAGGUCCUGCGGGACUUCCAGGACUUCCUGCUGGAAGUGGAGUACAGUAUGUUCCUGUUCCAGGACCCCCCGGACCACCCGGACCCCCCGGCCCUCCGGGAAGCACUGUACCUACAAACUCAUCUUUCAGAUCAAAAUUCAAGGAUCGUCCAUCUUUUGAUAGGUUGGAUGGACGAAUGGGAUCCUUUGAAGAAUUGAAGGCAUUAAAUGAAUUAAAACAGCUCAAAGAAGAAAGAUAUAGAGGCCCCUUCUCAUCUCCCAGAAGGCAGAUCAAUGAAACCAAAGUUGUGCCAGGAGCAGUUACUUUCCCUACCAAAGCUGCUAUGUCUAGUAUGUCAGUGGUAAGCCCAGUUGGAACUCUGGCAUACGUUAUAGAUGAAGAGGCACUCCUAGUCAGGGUGAGAAACGGCUGGCAGUAUGUGGCUCUGGGGUCCCUGGUACCAGUGACUACUGAAGUUCCACCUUCCACUACACCUGCAGACCAUCAUGUACAUCAGCCUGUCUUUGAAACAUCCAACCUACUCAACCUGCCACAUCAUGUGGAAUCUCAUCAGACUUACCCGAGAAUGUUAAGGAUGGUGGCUCUAAAUGAGCCAUUUGCUGGAGAUCUCAAAGGCCAAGCAGAUUACCAAUGCUAUCGGCAGGCGAGACGGGCCGGUCUCAAGGGGGACUUCAGAGCUUUCCUAUCAUCGAGGGUUCAAAACAUCAACACUCUCGUCCGUUUUGCUGAUAGAGAUCUACCCAUCGUCAACCUGAAGGGUGACGUUCUAUUCAACUCCUGGCAAGACCUGUUUAACGGAGACGGAGCAUAUUUUCCACAACCGCCCAGAAUAUACAGCUUCAGUGGGAAAAACAUUCUCACAGAUUUCUCUUGGCCCAACAAGUACAUGUGGCAUGGAUCUUUAACGUCUGGGGACAGAGCAAUGGACUUGUAUUGUGAUGCCUGGGAUUCCGACAGCCAUGAUAGAGUGGGUUUAGCUUCUCCCUUGGCACAGAACAAACUGCUGGGUCAAGAGAGAUUCCCAUGUGACCAACAACUAGCUGUACUGUGCAUAGAAACAGACAGUCCUCCAUUUAGAGCGAGACGGAGACGAAGCAGACAAAAAGGCAACGACUGACCUUAGGAAAACACACAACCUUCCAGCCAGCCAGCCCAGCAAUAACUGGCAGAGCAAUGAUAAAAUGUUGUCAAAAGGAACACUGCAAGGUCUUAGAAUACCACCUCAACAUUUGAAAAAAGGAAACAUUUUAAAUCUGGCUAAUUAUAAUCAGAAUUGAGAGUAAAAAUCUGUUAAAAAAAUUGCAACAGAUAAAAAAAUAUAGGACAAAGUCAUGUUUUGUACCAUAUUACUUUUGAAAUAUAAUGAAGACCUUCAGAACUAUAACAGCCCAGUGUAUAUUGCACGGUGCUUUGUUCAAGUUCAAAGUUAGUUGCAGGACAGAUUUUUUUAGAUCUGCACUUACAUUGUUUGUACUGACAUGAACUUUUUACAAAGAUUGGAAAAUGCAAGUACUUUCACCAAAUGAACCCUUUCUUUGUAAAAACAUCUGACUUGAUGGCAAACACAGUAGUUUGUUUUUGACUGAGCAUUGGAUUUAAGCAAACAUUAAGAUAUUACAGUGAGGAAACCACUUUUAAAAUUCAUAACCCCUCUUUCAAACCUCCAAAACUCACUGUGAAUCCCAAUUAUUUUUUCUCCCAAAGAUUGUAUUAAUAUGGUGAGGGUAGUUGAGAAACUUGCCCGCUUAAAAGUUAAUUGGAUAAAUUUCCUUUUUUGCCUGGCAAAGGUUCUGUUGGUACAGCUAAAAAUCACACUGUUGUAACUGGCCUUGAAAGUAAGAGUAAGUAAAUUUUGUUUAAGAAGAAUUUUUCAAUGGGUGACUAUCUAAAAUGUGCCAAAGACAACUAUUUUUAGAACACAUAAAAAAUAAACUGAUGCUAGUAUAAAAUUACAGUUAGUUGAAAAACAGUUUUAUUGAAUUUAUAAAAUAAGCCUGUGGAUGUGAUAGUGAGUUUGGCAUAAAUUAUAUAAAAGAUCUUAAAUGGUUUAAUGUUAAACAUUUAAAUAUUCCAUGGUCUUCCAAAUAUGUUUUAAGUAGCUUUUUAGUGUUUUCAAUAAACAUUUUGUGUUUUUUUAUUGUAGUAGAAUUAGAAAAAGCUCAAUCAAGAAAAACAAGAUUGACAGAAAUUACUACAAUAUUGCUAGGGCUGGCUGAAUUAGAAUUUGUAUAUACUUGUAAGAUUUUUACUGUAUUACGUUACUGAAGUUUGUGUAAUUUUUGUACAGUUUGUUGUUAUAUUCCUUGAGGUUUGUGAUAGAGUCUGUGUAUACUGUUGUGAUAGAAUAUUUUUUGUUCAACGUUUCAGAAAGGCGUGAAUGACUUUUGAUUUUUGUAAGUUACCUAAAAGUAGACUGAAGUAUUGAAGAUGUUUACGUCCAUGAAAAUAUGUGUGAUUAUAAGGUUUGGCUUUACCUCUAAAGAUAGGUGUCCAAAAAAAUUGGUUCUCAUCAACUUUUGAAAUAUGCAACAAUAUUUCAAAAUUAUUAUUUUUGUUCUGAGGAACAGUAACAUUUGGCGUGUACCAUAUGAACAAAAUGUUAUUCUGUAGGUUUUUUCAUUUUUCUUGACAAGAGUUUUGGCAUAUUACACAUUAAGAAAAAGAACAUGAGCCUCCAUCUAGCUGUUCCUUAGGGGUAGCUGGGGGGCUUUGGAAUAACCCUGCAAGA
This is a messenger RNA of Macrosteles quadrilineatus (aster leafhopper), 4145 nucleotides long. RefSeq names its product collagen alpha-1(XVIII) chain-like. NCBI's taxonomy places the organism in Eukaryota, Metazoa, Arthropoda, Insecta, Hemiptera, Cicadellidae. The record is from RefSeq and is a predicted model, not a curated record. The transcript is spliced from 22 exons. The coding region runs from base 165 to 2534 and encodes 789 amino acids.